Panicum hallii is the source of this 2010-nucleotide messenger RNA. RefSeq lists its product as uncharacterized. Lineage: Eukaryota; Viridiplantae; Streptophyta; Magnoliopsida; Poales; Poaceae. Bases 71 to 1549 code for a protein of 492 amino acids. The transcript has 7 exons. Gene Ontology annotation, molecular function: protein binding. The record is from RefSeq and is a predicted model, not a curated record.
ACGAGACCCAGCAGAGACCGGCGCGGAGCGGAGCCGAAUCGAAUCCCUCCACUCCGCCGGAAGAGGCUCCAUGGGACUGAGAUCCCUGCUCCUGCUGCUCCACAUUGCCGCCGCCGCCCUGCGGUCCGAUGCGGCCGCCUUCGCCUCGCCCAGCACAGGUGUGGGCAGCAUCGUGAAGCAGCUCUCGUCAGUGGUCAAGUGGCCGCGGGGCGCCGCCGCCCCGCACGGGGGGCCCAAGCAGCCCGCCCACGCCCAGUACGCCGAUGGGCAUGUGGGUGUAGCGCUGCAGUUUGAGAGCGGCUACUUUGUCGAGACGCUCGUUGAGGGUGACAAGCUUGGUGUCACACCGCACACCAUCAGGGUGUCUCCUGUUGAGGGCGGGGAGCUACUUGCGGUAGACUCCGCACACAGCAACAUUGUGCGAAUAACUCCGCCGCUGUCUGAGUAUAGCAGGGGAAGACUUGUUGCUGGUUCUUUCCAGGGGCAUUCUGGUCACAUAGAUGGUAAACCGAGUGAUGCCCGAUUCAAGCGCCCCACAGGCGUUGCUGUUGAUGAUAUGGGAAAUGUCUAUGUUGCUGACACUGCAAAUUUGGCGAUUCGAAAGAUUGGGGAAUCAGGAGUGACCACCAUUGCUGGUGGAAAAUCAAAUAUCCCAGGCUAUAGGGAUGGUCCCAGUGAAGAUGCAAAGUUCUCUACUGAUUUUGAUGUGGUGUAUGUGAAGAAAAUGUGCUCUCUUCUGGUUAUUGACCGCGGAAAUGCAGCCCUUAGGAAAAUUGCCCUUCCGCAAGAAGAUUGCACUUAUCAGGAUUCCUCGCUCCUAUCUUCAGAUAUCAUAUUGGUAAUUGGUGCUGUUUUGGCCGGAUAUAUCUUUUCUGGUUUACAACAUGGGUUUGGAUUUUCAAGCUCCGAAAAGGUAGAGGCACCUGAAACCGAGCAACACGAGAGCAGCACAAUUGGGAAGCCACCUCUGGUUGUGGAGAGCCUGAAAGAGGAACCAGGAGCUGGAUGGCCAUCCUUUGGGACACUUAUUUCUGAUCUCUUGAAACUUGCUAUUGAAGGAGUGGGCAAGCUACUUCUCAGCGUCGUCCCGCAACGGCUUCAACAUGGGAAGAGGAACCUCACUCCACUCAAAGACAGGCUCGUGAUGCCUGAGGACAGAGAGAAGACGGCAAUAGCGCAGAAGCUCAGCAGCACGCCAAUGAGGCCCGAGAUGCUCCACGCUCCUAACGCUGCAAGUGAGGUGGCACCGAAGGCCCAGAAGAGCAUCAAGCCAUCCAAAUUCAGGGACUCGACCCUGUCAAGCAAGCACAGGUCCUCCAAGAGGCAGGAAUACGCUGACUUCUACGGCACAUCCGAGUCCGCCGUGAGCGCCAAGGUCCCAAAGGACCGGCUCCGCCACCGCCACAGGGAGAAGAGUGGGGAGGUCGCCUAUGGGACCGUGCACUCGGAGCUGAAGCCCGCCGAGGCAAAGCCCACGGAAUACAACGACCCCAAGUACGAUCACUACGUCAGGAGCAAGUACACCGCCGAGAGCGGGUACAGGUACUGAACUACUGACGCCGGCCUCCUCAUCAUCCGCACGACGGAAUCUUUUCGCCAGUGUCUAUCUGGCAAUGUUGUAUUGUGAAACCUCCACAAGUGCAAAGCGAAGCACAAAGCUAGCUGCUGCUGCUGCUUAUGGUGGGUGGUGGCCCAUGAGAUUUGGCAACGGGCAAGUAGUCUCCUAGUUAGGUGGGUGGGAACCUAUGCCGACUGGCAUCCGGUUUCGGGAUGCCCAGGUGUGAUCUUAGCAGAGAGUGACAUGUAGCCUAGCAGUAGUUUUGAUCGGCCGUUGUAUCAUGGUAUCCAUCCAUCCAUGCCCGCUAUCGGGUUGCUGUUACCUGAGCUCGUGCCCUGGAGCACGUGUCGGUGCCCGACCCGACUGGAGGCGACGACUCGUGACAACAGGUAAAGUAACCUCUUGCCGUUGCCGAAUCAGUGAAUCACAGGUGACGUGCUGCUGUUAUCACA